GCCCUGCAAGCAAUCCUUGAUUUUGGUUGAUAUUAAACCCGCUCGAUUCCAGCUGGCUUUCAGUAACUCUUUCUCCUCGGUCUUCCUUUUCCCUUCUUCUUCUUCUUCCUUUCUUCUUUCCUUCCUUCCUGUUGCUAGUGACUGUUUCGCAUCAUUCUACAUUUAUCGCCAUUUUAGCUCUUUUCGGUCUCACCUACCACAACGUCAUUUUCCUUGUGGUCUUCUUGUCUGCUUCUCACUACCAGAUUUUUGCCACACUUUAAUUCGAUCAAGCCAGCGCCUCCAUUCCCACCCCCACCAGGAUGGCUGCAUAAGACCGUUUGAGCGCCAACUCCCCAUCACAUCGAAUUUCUUGGGAGUCAGGACUACCCAAAAGUAACAAUAGUCCUCAUUGUUAUCAUCCCUACAAUCCUCAUCACCCUUCCUCUUUUUCCUCUCUUUCUCUCUCUCUUUCCUUUCUCUUACUCCCUCCCUUUCCACCCCCGCCAUGGAAUCAUCUCGCCCUCCACGAAGGGAUGAUGACCACAAUGCGGGUCGCCGAGUUCGGGAAUUAUACCGGUACUUCCAGCCCGAACGCACCGGCGUUCCUCAAGAUCGCAGUUACACAUCCGCGAGCGAUGAUGCGCUCCCCUCAGCCAGUUCGGAUCCAUCCCACCAAAUCCCCUCCUCGCCCUCAUUAUCCUCUCAAUGUCCUUCGACCCCGUCCGCCGACGCCGCUGCAGCCGGGCUAGUACCCGAAGCUCUGAUACUUGGCGAUCCCAAUGCGACACUGACGUCGUUUGCGCAGCUGGCCGCAUUGCGACUCAACGUUGAGCGCGUAUUAAUCAGCGUCUCGGACCGCCAUUCCCAAUUUAUCCUGGCACAAAGCACCCAGACUGGGGCCGUUAGCGACUAUCAAUCCUCCGGUGAUGGCGUCUGGGACGGUUGCUCAACAUUAUCGUCCAGCGCUUGGAGCAUGUGUAAGGCAACUGUUGCUCUUCCUCCCUCCCGCGAACGGGGACACCGCCAAUUCUUGGUCGUGAACGAUCUCAGUCAAGAAGAACGAUAUAAACGCCUUCCAUUUGUAACAGGAGAUCCCCAAUUUCGAUUCUACGCCGGUACGCCCUUGACGACGGAUACCAAUAUCAACAUCGGAUGUUUCUUUGCUCUUGAUAUAAAACCACACGAUGGCUUCACUGCUGCGGAGAGGGAUACCAUGGAAAUGUUGGCUGGGUUGAUCAUGGAUUAUUUGAAGGUCAGCCGUCAGGCUUCCGAAGGUCGCCGUGCAGCCCGCCUGUCUCACGGUCUCAGCUGCUUCGUUGAAGGAAGCUCCAGCUUUGUCGAUGGCAGCCAUCCCUAUUCAACUGGCAAUUCCGCGGCGACACCCAGCACACCUCCCUCGUCAAGCCAGAGAGCCAAUCACCCGUCUCUCGGAUCGCUCAAAAGCUUUGACGCCCCAUCUAGACGAUCGCAAAGCAGUGACACCCGCUCAUUCAGCUCCGCAUCUGAAUCUAAGCUCGAUCAAGGUCUAUCUUCCGGACUGGAUAGCCCCUUUCCAGAUUGGUGGGCUGGCAGCCGCCAAAAGGAGCUGAAAGGCUCCGAUGACUCUCAUGGACAUAGCUGGGCAUUCCGACGGGCGGCCAAUUUGAUGCGAGAAAGCCUGGAGCUUGGUGUGGAGGGUGGAGUCAUCUUCGUGGAAGCUAACAACAGCCCGAUGAUCGAUGCUGAUACAGGAAGCGAUUGCUCCAUAGAAGGAAACAAUCCGGCUCCCGUGCUGGCCAUCUCCACCAACGAGGAACCGUUUGCGCCCGGUCCGGGAUCCAAAGCCUCCUAUCCAGCAGCGUCCCUCGACACCGCAUUUCUUCACCAACUUCUGCGUCGGUAUAGCAAAGGAAAGCUUUGGUCCUUCCAUCGAGAUGGCAUGAUUUCGAGUUCGGACGACGAAACGCCACGCAGGAGUCGCUCACGCACCGCCAAACAGUCCGAGAUGGGCAAGGGAGGAUCGAAGAGAUGGAGGGCCACGGAGAAUACUAUGCUAAAUCAGUACUUCCCGAACGCUACUCAAGUUCUUUUCGUGCCGCUUUGGAAUUCCGCGAACUCGCAGUGGUUUGCCGGUUGUUUCUGUUGGAACACUGUGGAGACGCAAGUCUUCACCCCGUCAGUAGAGCUGAGUUCCAUCCUCGGUUUCGGCUCUUCCAUCAUGGCGGAGUGCAACCGGGUGGAAUCCCUCAUUUCAGAUCGGCAAAAGGGAGAUUUCAUCGGCAGCAUCUCACACGAGCUUAGAAGUCCCCUUCAUGGUAUAUUAGCGGCCGCGGAGUUUCUGAACGGCACACAACUCGACGAAUUCCAAAGCUCUCUUUUGGAGACGAUUAACGCUUGCGGACGUACUCUGUUGGACACAAUCAACCAGGUUUUGGACUUUAGCAAAAUUGUUUCUCUGGAACGGACGUAUCGAAAUAUGAAGCGAAGCAGAACACCGCCCACAGAUUUGAAAGGCUUAGAUCGGUUUUCAACACACCUGGACACCUAUGUGGCGACAGACCUGGCCCUAUUGACAGAAGAGGUUGUAGAAGGGGUAUGUCUGGGCCAUGCAUACGGUCAGAAAUCCUCUGCUCCUUACGAUCAACCCAUGGUCUUGCCGCUUGGACAGUCUAAAAAGCCUGCGUCUGAGCUUGAGGCGGAGACGGCAUCUCGAUCAGAUGUGGAGGUCAUUGUGGAUAUCGCGCACAAUGACUGGACCUAUCUCACCCAACCUGGAGCAUUGAGACGCAUCAUCAUGAACGUUUUCGGAAAUGCGAUGAAGUACACUCACAGUGGCCGUGUGUCUCUACAUCUGGAGGUGACAGAGGCAUCUGAAGGUCGUUCACGCCGCCAUGGAGUCGAGGAGUUGGUCACCCUGACUGUGUCUGACACCGGCAAAGGCAUUUCCGAGGAGUUCCUCCGCGGUCGCCUGUACACCCCCUUUGCUCAGGAAGACACACUAGCCGUUGGAACUGGCCUUGGUCUCUCCAUUGUGCGGAGUCUCGUCAAGGCUCUCAAGGGCAGUAUCAACAUCCAUAGUUGCCCUGGCGAAGGAACCAUUGUCAAAGUAUCCCUACCCCUGGUCCGACCAGGCCCUGAGUUGGAUUUGGAUGAAACAGUGGGCCCGCGGUCGCCGUCAGUCAAGGAGAAAGACGCACUGACGGAGAGUCGUAUGUUGCGCGAAGCUCAUGCUGGUCGCCGCGUCGCAAUCCUCGGGGUAGAACCCGCGGAAGCAGCGACUCAUUCGGUCUGGUCAGUUUAUUCGCGCUACCUGACUGAUUGGUAUGGCCUUGAAAUAGUGUCCUUCAAGGAUGAGACUCCGGCGGAUAUUACUUUCGCGGAGGAGAAAGACCUAGCUGCGGGAAUGCAGCAUGAUUUCGACAAGACUAUCCCAAGUCUUCUCGUCUUCUGCAACAAAUCUGUCGAUUAUGCGACAAGUCGUUCCGAAUGGUUGUCUCUCGCUACAAGGGUGAACAUAAUACGACGCCCAUGUGGCCCGCACAAACUCGCACGUAGCAUUCGCAAAUGCCUGGAUAUUCGAACUGGCGCUCUGCCCGCGAGGAUUAUUGAAUUACCUCAUCGGCCCCGGCAUGCUACCUUGUCAUCAAGCGACAUCUCCCCGGGGGAAGCAAUGUUUGAGAUUCCGACUGAUACUCCUGAGCUUACGCCAGAAGCUGCUGCCAGCUCAGCUUCGUCAUCUUCAUACGACUAUAUGCGCUCACAGUCAUCGGAUGUCUUUGAUUCUUUGUGUCCAAUCGAAUCACCGUCAUCCUCCAUUCAACCUCAAUCUCCCAUUCAGCAAUCAAAUUCAUCGCCGUUUGAUAGGCGUGCACGCAUUUUGGUUGUGGACGACAAUUCAAUCAACCUCAAGCUCAUGCUCACAUUCAUGAAAAAGCGUGAGCUGGAGACGCUGGACUCGGCCGAGAACGGCAAGCUAGCCGUCGAUGCAGUUGAACGUUUACCUGAAGGUUAUGAUAUCAUUUUCAUGGAUAUGUCCAUGCCAGUUAUGAAUGGUUUUGAGGCAACACGUGCCAUUCGAGCCAUUGAGAAAGAGCGUGGGGAGGGCUGCGCCCCCUCCGUGAUUAUCGCUUUGACGGGCCUCAGUAGCUCGCGUGACGAAACUGAGGCACUCACGUCAGGCGUCAAUUUGUUCCUCACGAAGCCGGUUUCCUUCAAAGAGGUUUCAAGGCUGUUGAGUGAUUGGGAAGAUAGAGGAAUGGUCGAACGGCGUUUGUCUGGAUCUGGGUCUGGUUCUGAAUGAAACAAACCGCGCAACUCAUAACGGCAUGCAUGCAUUUAAUAGACUUGGAGGUUGGUGUGGGACUCGGCUUUUUCUUUUCUUUUCUUCUAUGUUCAGUCAUUCUGUGUUUGGAUUACUCCCUACACGGAUAUGAGGCAUGAGUGAUACCCUUCUCAGGAAUACGGCGUUCCCUUCGGUCGGAGUUCAUUUGGUUUUUAUACCUGAUUGCAAGAUUCUAGGCUGUGUUGCUUGGUCUACGAAAUGGGGUCUCUGAAAAAAAAAAAGGUUCUGUUUGGAUCUUAGGGCAUGUUUUAUGAUACCUAUGUAUAUAUUGAUCGACUGGAUGCAUGAGAUUUACAAAUGAAUAGACUACGGAGGUGGAAUUGGUAU
Molecule: messenger RNA, 4630 nt
Organism: Aspergillus homomorphus CBS 101889
Lineage: Eukaryota; Fungi; Ascomycota; Eurotiomycetes; Eurotiales; Aspergillaceae
Product: putative sensor histidine kinase/response regulator
Exons: 5
Coding region: 488-4261 (1257 amino acids)
Biological process (GO): protein autophosphorylation; phosphorelay signal transduction system
Molecular function (GO): protein binding; phosphorelay sensor kinase activity; histidine phosphotransfer kinase activity
Source: RefSeq, a predicted model, not a curated record